This is a messenger RNA of Rotaria sp. Silwood2, 450 nucleotides long. NCBI's taxonomy places the organism in Eukaryota, Metazoa, Rotifera, Eurotatoria, Philodinida, Philodinidae. The record is from the annotation of a GenBank genome assembly.
AUGAGUACAUUUUCGACUGCAAAAACUGAAGAAUUUCGACAUGUGUUCGAAUUAUUCGAUAAGAAUGGUGAUGGUAGUAUUGAUGCAAAUGAAAUAGGACAAGUAAUGCGAUCAUUAGGAUUAAAUCCAACGAAUAAAGAAAUUACAGAUCUAAUUGCUGAAGUAGAUAAAAAUGGUAAUCAACGUCUAGAUUUUCAAGAAUUUAUUGCAUUUAUGAGUAAACAUUGGCAUGAACGUGAUCAAGAAGCUGAAUUACGAGAAGCUUUUCGACUUUUUGAUCGAGAUAAUUCAGGAUAUAUAACUAUUAGUGAAUUAAAACAGGUUAUGCUUAAUAUGGGUGAAAAAUUAAAUCAAGAAGAAUUAGAAGAUAUGAUGCGAGAAGCCGACGUAAAUAAAGAUGGUAAACUUGAUUAUCAAGAAUUUGUACAAAAACUUCUUUCUACUUCUUGA